AGAUGAUCUUCUAGCUCAGCCAUGGGAGCAAAUUGUUCUGGAAUCAAAUACUGAUUCCAUGUGGGCCCUUUGGAAAAAGUUAUUUUUGGAAGUCUUGGAUAAGCAUGCCCCUGUUCAGCGUAUUAGAAAAAGAAAAUCCGGCGUUCCGUGGCUGGCUGGGGAAAUUAAAAAAAUUAUCUUUGAAAGAGAUAAAUUAAAGCGUGAGGCAAUGGUGACUGGUACCCAUGCUGCUUGGGAUAAGUACAAAUCAACUAGGAAUAAUGUCAAUAUUGCCCUACGACAAGCUAAAACAGAUUAUUUUCGCACUAAAAUAUCAAAUCAAAAUAAUAAUCCAAAAGAGGCUUGGAAGACAAUCAAUAACUUACUCGGUCGUUCUCCAGGUAAUACUGUUGUUAAUGAAUUAAAAUUUAAUGAUACAAAAAUUACCUCACCUGAAGAAAUUGCCAAUGCUUUUAAUACAUAUUUUACUGACAUUGGCCCUAACUUAGCUAGUUCUAUUGAUGAUACUGACAUUACGUUUGAUCGUUUCGUCAAACCAGCUACAUCAAAACUGACACGCUUUAAGUUAGUUUCACACACUAAAGUAGUCAAGCUUCUAAAUGGUUUAUCCAAUUCGAAAGCAACUGGUCUUGAUAAAAUAUCUGGAAAGAUCUUAAAAACUGCAGCCCAUACUAUUGCCUUAUCACUCACACACAUCUUUAAUCAUGCUAUCAUAACAAGCUGUUUUCCAUAUGAAUGGAAAGCUGCUAGACUUCUACCACUUCAUAAAAAGGGUCCACGAGAUCUCCCAGAAAACUAUAGGCCAAUCUCAAUCUUACCUGCAAUAAGUAAAGUUAUGGAAAGAAUUAUGUAUGAUCAGAUCUACGAAUACCUUAACGACAAUUCGAUCCUUUCUGAACACCAAUUUGGUUUCCGCAAAUCUCAUUCAACUGCUUCGGCUCUUUUGGAUUGCACGAACAGUUCGUACGUUAAUAUGGACCGCAAAAUGUUUAAUCUGGUUGUAUUAUUGGAUUUAAAAAAGGCCUUUGAUACUGUAAACCAUGAUAUUUUGGUGCGAAAACUUGAGCUAUACGGUAUCAAUGACAGUGCCUUAACCAUGAUACAAUCAUACUUGUCUGAUCGCAAAACAGAAAUGCCAACUGGAGACGUAAUGUCAUCUGAGCGGCAUGUGACAUGCGGUAUUCCACAGGGAUCCAUCCUUGGUCCACUUCUCUUCCUCUUAUAUAUAAAUGAUCUUCCAGAAUGUCUUCAUGAAGCUGCCCCUCGGCUAUUUGCCGAUGACACCACUCUUACGGUAGCUGGUGAGUCAAUAGAGGAAGAUGAGUUGGCCAUGAAUAAUGAUCUCCUUAGUGUACAUACCUGGCUUUUAGCCAACAAACUGAGUCUCAAUGCUUCAAAAACCGAAUUUAUACUUAUUGGUUCAAAUCACAGAUUAACGAACCUUACUAAUCAACCAAAUAUAAAAAUAGAUCAAGGCAAAAUUAAGCAAGUUCAUCAUAGUAGAUUACUUGGGGUUCAAAUUGAUGAAAAAUUGUCUUGGAACAAGCAUGUUGAAAGCGUGGCCAAGAAGGUUACUUCUGGUGUAGGAGCUUUAAGAAGAAUACGUGACUUUGUCGAUAGGGAAACCUUGAUCUCUAUCUACAAUGCUUUAGUUCGCCCUCAUUUCGAUUAUUGCAGUGAGGUAUGGGAUACCUUGGGCAUUGGCCUUUCAACUCGACUUCAAAAACUGCAGAAUACAGCGGCGAGAAUAGUAAUGAGUAUGACAAAUGAUACCCCUGGAUUAGAAGCAAUUACUGCCUUAGGGUGGGAAACUCUUGAGUCUCAACGAGCUAAGUCUAAAGCAGUACAAAUGUACAAAGUUUUAAAUGAUUUGUCCCCAAAUGCACUUGUUAAUCUUUUUAUGCGUAAAAGUGAUGUCACAGAUUACGAGCUUGGGGGUUCCUCUACAUCACUGCAAAUCCCUUUUCCCAGGACUGAAAAUAUUAAGAAAAGUUUUUCUUACGAUGGGGCGAAAUUGUGGAAUUCCUUACCUGAAGAUUUGCGUGAUUCGGCUACCUUGCCAAUAUUUAAAAGUCGAAUUAGUGCUCACAAUUUCUCAUAAUAUAAUGUAAAUAUAAUUAUUAUGGUAUAAUAUUACGUUGACUAUUGUAAAUAUGUUCAUUUUUAAUGUUUGUUACUAUUUAUAAUGUAACUGACACGCCCCUCGUGGAAAUCAGCGAAAGUUGACGAGGCUAGCGUGUGAUUUUUAAAUAAAGUUUAUCAUCAUCAUCAUUUCACAAGGCCGUUUCACGAGGCGUAUCUGACGAAUAAAGUUGUGUGCCCGAUGGCUGAAUGCUUGGAAAACUUUCGUUUUUUUAAAGAAAGUGGACUUGCGCAUCAUUUCCGCACUGUUCACAACCGACAGAUGGUGCCGCAAGAUACGAAGAAUUCAGCUUUGGCCAUGAAACGUAUGUUUGGCGAAGAAACUUUAAGAUUUAUUAAAUAUAUCUCUGAGAGGAAAUCCGAGGUGAGCUUUUUGAAUGAUUAGUUUAUUUACCCACAAAUAAUAUUUACAAGUUGAAUAUUUAAGAAUAUAUAAACGGGCUAGAGACCUCUGGAAAUCCUGUUGGACUUUUAAGACGAGGCCCCUAUAGUUUUAGUGUUCAGUAAUAUAAAACUAGAUUAUGUACAUAAAGACAAUUUGCAAUGAAAAACACAAAGUAUUUACAAACAAAUAUGGAAAAUGUUUAAGGAAUAUUUAGUACAUUACAGAAUACUGUCAUUAAUAUUCCUGAAAUAUUUACAUCAACUAGACAUCAAGUAAUAAGAUUUUGCAGUUUUCUUAAAAGAAAAAUAAGAUUUAAUAUUUUUAAUUUCCUCAUCAAGGUAAUUCCAUAUAGAAACUCCUUUGUUAAAUACAGUGUAUUUGCGAUAGUUUGUUCUCUUAUAGCUCACAUGUAACUUGGUAGAAUUUCGAGUAUUAUAGUUGUAUAGUUCGUUAUUUUGUUUGAAGUAAUCAUUAUAAAAGUCCGGGAAAUUUUGACAAUAAUUGAAGCGAUACAUGAAUAAGCUGCAUAGAUAAUCAUUAAUUUUGUAGAUAUCCAAGAUUUUCAAUUGUAAAAAUAUUGGUUCAGAAUGAUCCAUAUAAGAUUUAAAACAGAUUAGUCGUACAAUUUUCUUUUGCACAUUUAGUAACUUUUGUAACCUUGUUGGGUAUGUACUUCCCCAAACUAGAUUUCCGUACGUGAGGUAUGGAUAGACCAAUGCAUAGUAAAUCAAUUUCGAAGUGUUUUUGUUCGUAAAAUGUCUUAGUUUAGCAAUCAGACCCGCAGAUUUAAUUAUGUUUUUCAGAACGGAGUUGAUGUGGUUCUUCCAUGUCAACUCUUGAUCAAUUAAUACACCUAGGAAUUUUACCCAAGGUACUUGUUCAACUAUAUCAUUAUUUAUUUUUACUAUGAUUUCUUGAUGCUGUGACUUUUUUUUUUAUUUAAAAAUGACAAAUUUUGUUUUCGAUGCAUUGAUUGAUAAUUUAUUGGCGUUAAGCCAUUGCACUACUUCAUUCAUUUCAUUUUGUAUAGUACUAGCUAAAGUUUUUAGGCACGAAUUUGAAUAAAAGGCAUUUGUAUCAUCGGCAUAUAAGACAGAAGAAAGAAUUUUACUGCAGUUUUCAAUGUCAUUAAUGUAUAUUAGAAAUAGUAGUGGUCCAAGAAUUGAACCCUGUGGGACGCAAGUCCUAACACUCAUUUCAGUUGACCUAUGUUGUUUAUAUUUGACUAUUUGAGUCCUUUCCUGUAAAUAAUUUAUAAACCAUUGUAGACCUAUACCUCUAAUUCCAUAGUGUUGAAGUUUUUUAUGAGAAUUUCGUGAUUGACAGUGUCGAAGGCUUUAGAGAGAUCAAGGAAUAUACCUACAGUAUAUUUACCUUCAUCUAUUGCUUUGGAUAUUUUAUCGGUUAGUUCAAGAAUGGCAUGCUCAGUUGAUCUAUUUUUUCUGAAACCAAAUUGAUGUUCUGAAAGUAUACGAUGUUUUUCAACAUAGUUAAUUAAUCGCUUGUGCAUAAGUUUUUCAAGUAGUUUUGAAAAACAAGUUAAUACCGAUAUAGGUCGAUAGUUUUCAAAUAGAUUAUUUUCCUUAGCUUUGAAAAUAGGAGUAACUAAAGCUAUUUUCAAAAAAAUUGGUAUUUUUCCAGUUUCAAAUGAUAGAUUAUAAAUAUAUGUUAGAGGUUUAAUUAUUUCUUCACUGAUGAUCUUUAUCAUUUUCGCGCUUAUGUCAUCAUGUCCUGCACUUUUAGUUUCACUUAAGUUAUUAAUCUCAAUUUGCAGCUCAUAUUCAGUCACAGGUUCUAUAAACAUACUUUCAACAUAGUUGCCAUUAAGGUAGCUUUCAUACGUUAUGUUAUCAUUUUUGGGAUUUUUUUUCGCUAGUUGUGGACCAAUUUUCACAAAAUAUUCGUUAAAUUUGUUAGCAAUUUCCAGAGGAUUUAAAACAUUAUUAUUUGAAUUCUUCUGUAAAAAAGUAUCGGGUAGUUUUGAUCUGGUUUUAUUUCUGUUAAGAACUUCGUUAAUAGUUUGCCAUGUCUUUUUAAUAUCAUUUUUAUACUUAAGAAAUUGUGUUUCAUAAAAGGCCUUUUUUGCGGUUUUUAUUACGUGAUUCAGUUUGUUUUUGUAUUUUUUAUAGGCUGUUUCAUUUCUAUAAGAUGGCUUUUUUAGAAAAUUUUUAUAGAGUUUAUUUUUCUUGGAUAUAGAUUUAAAUAUACCAAUUGUCAUCCAGUGACUUUUUGUGUGAUCCACAGUUUUCUUUUUUAUUUUUGCUAAAGGAAAACAUCUAUCAAUUGCUACCUUCAAAUUAUUGUGAAUUUUCGUGAUAUUUUGCAAAUAAAAAGCUUCGAGUAAUGUAUUAUAUUUUUUGUGCGCAAAUAUAUUCAAAUUCAUGCGUGUAAUAUAAUAUGCACAUAAUUUUAUAUACAUGUGCUUUUAACUUUUACGAAAACAUUAGCUAGCAAUCAACCGGUACUUGGUUCAAAGUUUCAUGCAAAGGAAAUUCUGAUGUAUUUGCCCAAGAUGCAAAGGAAGCCUCAAAAAUUUAUGGAAUGUAUCUGCUGCAUUCUGGAAAUCUGAAGUCAUAUGCUGACAAAGAUAAUGCGUGUCGUAUAUCAGUACGGUAAUCUUCAGGAGAAGCACGCUUUAAUGCUUGGCAUACCAAGCAACCGAUGGAAGAAGGCAUUGAAGGAACAGUCGUUUUUGUUGAAUGCUGCCAUAUGAAAAAGGUACAGUAAUUUUGUGUUAUUUUCUCAAAAUACUUCACAGUCUGAACAGUGCAGACUGCACUGACUGAAAAUCAUAAAAUGUGCUGUACUGCUGUUUAGUUGUGCUUCACAAUGUUGUUUAUACUGUUCAACACAGUUAAACACAUGACAUUAAAUACUGCUUAAUGUAAACUUUCCCCUUGACUUCAUUAGGAAUUGAAUGUGAUUUAUGUGUGUGCCUGAAUGAAUGGAUAUGUCACAUAAAUUUAAUCAAAUUUGAAAUGAACAUUAUAAUAUUUACAAUUAUUAUUUAUUAUUAAUGUCACUUAUGAUCGGUUUAAAACAGAAUUCAAUUGAAUAUUCCAUAAUAUACAAAUGAUAAAAGAAAUAUUCCACAAUAAAUGAUUUAUAUUAAAUAACAUUCCAUAAAUUCCAUAAAAAAUAAUAUUUCAAAAUAAUGAAUAAUAUUCAUAAUAAAUGAAUUAUUAUUCAGGCUGUUUCUUGAAUUUUUAUAGUACUUGCAAAAUAUACCAGCUCAAGAUCAAAUUCAUUCUGUUACGAUACAACAAUUGCAAGGGAGCACCAACUAUCUAUCUACCACUAGUUCUGAUGCAUCAUCCAAGAAAAUGAGUGUGUUGCAAACCAUAUUUGGGUAUGAAAAGUUCAAGGGCAGACAAGAAGAAGCAAUCGACGCCAUCCUUUCCGGCAGUGAUUGUUUAAUUAUUCUCCCUACUGGUGCUGGAACAACACUGUGCUAUUCAAUUCCAGCUAUAAUAGCUGGUGGAUUGACGGUUGUCAUUUCUCCACUCCUGUCACUGAUGCUCGAUCAAGUACAACAUUUAAGAUCUAAGGGUCUUAAUGUUGCAGACAUUAAUUCCUCAGUGGCCGAUGAUGAUCAAAAUACCAUCAUACAUAACAUGGUAUCUGGCAACUCACCCUAUAAUUUUGUAUUUGUCACACCAGAGAAUGUUGGAACAGAGGAGAUGAAAAGUGCAUUUCAGACUAUAAAAACAAAUGGUAGACUGAAAUACAUUGUAAUUGAUGAAUGCCACUGUGUCGACAUGUGA
Messenger RNA from Paramuricea clavata, 6291 nucleotides. The record is from the annotation of a GenBank genome assembly. Lineage: Eukaryota; Metazoa; Cnidaria; Anthozoa; Malacalcyonacea; Plexauridae.